ACAGGAGAAGAAUACGGUAAGUACUUGGUGUAAGACUACGUAUAAUGCGCUGAUUCACAGAUAAACAUGGCCACAAGCUCUGGUGGUAGCAAGCUGGGUGAAGGAGAGAGGGAACAUGCGUUGAUUUCAUCCCUGCAGUCUCUUUGUAAGGAACACGAUCGUGAAACAGCAAGACAGGCAAUCGAAACGCUAUUGACACUUGCAAACAACAUCAUAAAGUCGCCCAUUGAUGAAAAGUACCGCAGGGUCAAGACACAAAACAAAUCUUUUUCAUCCAAAGUUUGGUGCUUACCGGAGGCCCAGCAGUUUCUUCAUCACUGGGGAUGGAUUGAGGUGUGCUGCAGACAGUGAAUUUUAUAAUUGAAGGGGUGUAGGGAAUAAGGACUUAAGUGACUGUUGAUGAAAUUUUAUUCUAUUUAUUUAAUUUUUUAUCAUUGUUCUCUGCAUUGUUAUCGCUAAGAACUUUCUUUUUAGCUCUUACUUUUGUUACUCUACACUUAGAGCAGAUCUCAAUAAGCGCUAUUUAAAUAUCUAUUAUCAUCAUCAUCAUCAUC
Messenger RNA from Orbicella faveolata, 554 nucleotides. Its product is annotated as UBX domain-containing protein 6-like. Gene Ontology annotation, cellular component: cytoplasm. NCBI's taxonomy places the organism in Eukaryota, Metazoa, Cnidaria, Anthozoa, Scleractinia, Merulinidae. The record is from RefSeq and is a predicted model, not a curated record.